Molecule: messenger RNA, 1143 nt
Organism: Fusarium subglutinans
Lineage: Eukaryota; Fungi; Ascomycota; Sordariomycetes; Hypocreales; Nectriaceae
Exons: 3
Coding region: 1-1143 (380 amino acids)
Source: RefSeq, a predicted model, not a curated record
AUGAAUCGUUUUCUAGACAUUGUAUCUGUCUUUGUCGUGGCACUCUUUGCCACCAUCAUCCGUGCCUCCCCAGCGUCCUACUGCGAUGCAUCAUCAAGCAAAGUCUGCUACAGCUGGGCUGUUCCAUCCUCAUCCUCCUCCCUCUACGUUCGCCUCGAAGCCCCUACCACCUACCAAUGGGUUGCCCUCGGCACUGGAUCCCGCAUGAGCGGCUCGACGAUGCUCGUUAUAUACCAAGACGGCUCGGGCAAUGUCACCUUGAGCACUCGCAAGGGAUACGGUCAUGACACGCCGACAUACCAGGCCAUGAGCGGUAUCAAGCUUGUUGAGGGAAGCGGCGUGUCGAAUGGUACAAUAGUAGCCAAUAUCUACUGGAAAGAUGCAAGCAUAUCGGGGACUGCUCAGUGGAUCAGUGCCUGGAAGAAGGGUAGCUCUAUGGACACAAGCGAUGCAAGCAGCGAUUUUCCUGAGCAUGACGGAACCGAUAAUUUCUCGCUUGAUCUCUCCAAGGCUACCGUCAGCGGCACAUCCAACCCUUUCCUCAACUCGUCCAACACUACGCCAAGCGACAAUGCUGUCUCUGGUGGCGGUGGAGGUGAAGAUCAUACUGGUUCCGCGCACGGUGUUAUCAUGGCAGUCGUUUUCCUCGUCGGGUUCCCCAUCGGCUCUGUUCUCAUGCCUCUGCUUGGGAAAUGGCUCAUCCAUGCCUCGUGGCAGAUCAUCGCCUUUGUAGGCAUGUGGAUUGGCUUUGGCAUUGGGAAGAUUGCUGCUGAUCGUGACGCAGAUUGGUUCCAUGAACCUCACGUUGUCCUUGGGACGAUAGUGUGUGUCUUGAUGAUUGUACAGCCUGUGCUGGGAUGGAUGCACCAUAGAAACUACGUCAAGUACCAACGUCGAACGACAAUAAGCUAUGGACAUAUUUGGUAUGGCAGAGGUAUCAUGGUCGUCGGCAUUAUCAAUGGAGGCAUUGGGCUGCAGUUAUCCAGUGCGUCUACAGGCUUAAUUGUUGGAUACAGUAUUGUCGGUAUUCUUGUCUCUGCCAUUUACGCUGCUGGCGCUGUCCGUAAGAUGGUCCAGAUGAAGAGGAAGGAACAUGAGUUACUGUCGGAUCCAUCGAAUAGCGCCCUUGAAUUGAGGGCAUAG